AUGACCACCCUGCUCGCACACAUCGCGAGCGACCAUCUCGGCGCACUCCCUGAGCCUUCCUCGGCGCCGCAACCCCCGCCUGCACCGGCACCGACCCCGCAAGCACUGCCGCAACAGCAGCCGCAGGUCAUGGGCAAUGCGCUCGACACGCUCAGCAUGAACAUGAACAUGGCGCAGAUGGUGUCGCAGCAGCCAGCCCAGCAGCAGUUCAGACAGCCCGAGAUGCCGAGCGGCGAUCUCUUCUCGUGUCUCUGGGAUGACUGCUUCCCGACGCUGUCUGAUCCGGCAGCGGCACAGGGCCACAACCAUGCGCAUGCGCAUCCGCACCCGCACCCCCACGUGAAGAGCGAUGCGCCGCUUACGCCGGAGACCAUGCUCCGCCACCUGCUGCAGGAGCAUCUCGGCGUCCCCCUUUCCAACGGGGAAGUCAAGCCUCACGACGCUCACCACGCCCACCCGCAUCCGCACACGCACAACUGUGACCAUGCAGCCAAGGCCGAGUCCCAUCCCGCGCCCCACAGCCACCACCACGAGCACGCCCACCCGCACCGCGACCACCACCACCAUGUCGGUCCCCGGCAUAAGCGGCAGUACCCCAUGGCAUGUCAGUGGCCGGGGUGCACGGUGCAGGAGCCGUUCACGAGUUCUGCCGAGCUCAUGGAGCACCUGUCCGAGGUGCACGUCGGCAGGGGCCAGGACAAGUACGCGUGCCACUGGGGACAGUGCGGUUCAGGCCAGGGACGGAUGUUCUCGUCGAGGCAAAAGGUGCUCCGCCACCUGCAGAGCCACAUCGGACACCGGCCCUUUGUCUGUUCCGUCUGCGGGCAGGGCUUUAGUGAAGCGGCGCCGCUGGCCGCGCACAUGCGCAGGCACACCGAUGACAGUGAGUACGGUCCUCGACUCGCAAGCUUAGGCCCUGUCGCUGCGUCGCUGACGUCAGAACCCUUCGUAUGCGACCAUCCCGGGUGUGGCAAGGCGUUCGCGAUCGCCUCGUCGCUCACGAUCCACAAGCGCACACACAACGGGGACAAGCCCUUCGUGUGCUCGUACUGCGGCAAGGGCUUUGCCGAGGCGAGCAACCUGACGAAACACAUCAGGACGCACACCGGCGAGCGGCCGUUCAAGUGCUCCCAUCCUGGAUGCAAUAAGCGCUUCGCGCGCCCGGACCAGCUGAAGCGCCACCAGGGCGUGCAUCUCGCCAAGGAGAUGCGCGUGGCGUCGACGGUCUCGGGUGAGGUCAAGUCGAGAGCGUAG
Messenger RNA from Trichosporon asahii var. asahii CBS 2479, 1254 nucleotides. RefSeq names its product specific RNA polymerase II transcription factor. Gene Ontology annotation, cellular component: nucleus. The transcript has a single exon. NCBI's taxonomy places the organism in Eukaryota, Fungi, Basidiomycota, Tremellomycetes, Trichosporonales, Trichosporonaceae. Gene Ontology annotation, molecular function: DNA-binding transcription factor activity, RNA polymerase II-specific; RNA polymerase II cis-regulatory region sequence-specific DNA binding. Bases 1 to 1254 code for a protein of 417 amino acids. Gene Ontology annotation, biological process: regulation of transcription by RNA polymerase II. The record is from RefSeq and is a predicted model, not a curated record.